This is a messenger RNA of Antrostomus carolinensis (chuck-will's-widow), 1254 nucleotides long. RefSeq names its product alpha-1-antitrypsin-like. The record is from RefSeq and is a predicted model, not a curated record. Gene Ontology annotation, molecular function: serine-type endopeptidase inhibitor activity. NCBI's taxonomy places the organism in Eukaryota, Metazoa, Chordata, Aves, Caprimulgiformes, Caprimulgidae.
AUGAAGGCCACCCCACCUCUGUGCUUGUUAGUAGACAUGCUUAACCUUGCUGUCCUCAGCCUGAACCACAAUGACAAGCUCAAGGCAACUCACCUCCAGGAGCAGCAUCCUCACAAGGGAAAUCCUCUUGAGUCCUGCCAACAGAUAGUCCCCAGCAACACAAACUUUGCCUUCCAGCUUUACAGAUAAGCAACCACCCAAGAACCUGGCAAGAACAUUCUAUUUUCCCCAGUCAGCUUCUCCACUGCGUUUGCCCUGCUGGCCCUGGGCUCCAGAGCUACUAGCCAGACUCAGGUGCUGGAAGGCCUGACCUUUAACCUCACCAACACCCAAGAGGAGAAGGGGAUACAUGAAGGCUUUCAUCAUCUCCUCCUCUUGCUGAACCACCUUGACCACCAGAUGCAGCUGAGCAUGGGGAAUGCCCUAUUUAUGGACAAACACCUGAAGCCACUGAAAACAUUUCUGAAGGACAUUAAAAGGAUUUACAAAAGAAAAGUUGUUUCUAGUAACUUCUAGAAUUCUAUUAAAGCUAAUAAAGAGAUCAAUGAUCAUAUAAAGAACAAAACCCAUGGGAUUAUAAACCAAAUACUUAAAAAACUUGAUCCAAAUGCUCUAAUGGUAAUUGUUAACUACGUCUACUUCAAAGCCUAUUGGGAAAACCCUUUCAAUAUUAAGGGGACUCACAAGGAUUAUUUCCAUAUGAAUGCGAAGAUCUCAGUUGAAGUGAAGAUGAUGACUCGAGAUGGAUUUUAUAAAACAUACUCUGACAGGAAGUUGUCUUGCAAGGUGGUGCAGAUUCCUUACAAGGGGGUUGUUGCAGCAUUGUUUAUCCUGCCCAAUGAAGGAAAAAUGAAACAGUUGGAAGAUGCUCUGACAAAAGACACUGUGUCUAAAUGGGAAAAAUCACUUGAAAGACGAAUAGAAGUGUAUAUUCCAGAACUAUCAAUUUCAGGCACCUAUGACUUAAAGAAGACGUUCAUGAAUCUGGGUGCAACCGAUGAGUUUUCUGACCGGGCUGAUCUGUCUGGAAUCACAGGGAAGUCUGAUCUGAAGGUUUCAAAAGCUGCUCACAAGGCCCUGCUGAAAAUUCAUGAGAAUGGCACAGAGGUUGCAGCAGUCACUGGCACAGAUUUUCUUCCUCAUUCUGUUCCUCCUGUUGUUAAAUUCAACCAUCCAUUUUUGGUGUUAGUUGUUGAUCAAUAUACUCAGAGCAUCCUCUUCAUGGGAAAAAUUGUAAAUCCAACUGAAAAAUGA